AAGCUCCGGCGACAAAAAUGGCGAUACGGUUCAAUGUCGAUCUAUCCCUAGGAAGAAUAUCGCGGUUGAUGGAUAUCGACGAACAGAGCAUCCAUAUACUUCGUCUUGCUCCUCACAGCACACAACGAGGUUCAGAAUAGACUCAAAGCUUUAUUGCUUCGAUACUUCCCAAUCGCAACUACUUCAGAUCUGCGAAGCUGGAAGGAGGAAGAGCUACACAUUUUGGAUCGACCAAGAUUUAAUCCGAUGGAUUUGCUCCUGUUUCGAAUUGCUACUUCUAUCCCCGGUAACCUUCUGGAACCGGACAAGAAAGGCAGGUAAUCGUGACUUUGUUUUCUCAUAUGAAUCCAAUUCUGAUGGCUUCUUUGUUAAAAUUCAAGAAAUUAGAAAGGAUGGAUUCACAUCGGUGAUAGUUCCAGAGAGUGAUAAUUAUUUUGGUUUUAGACUCUUUCUUGCAAAAUUGAGGCACACUGUUUCUUUGGUUAAAGGUAGAAAGCGUUGUCUUCCAGUUGUUGAAUCACAGUUCUGGUCAUGUUCCAAUACCCUUUGCUGUGGGGAUGAGAUCUUUUCUCCAUCCCCUUCAAAGCUCCUAUUAGAAGUAGAUAUUCGAACAUCUUCAGGAAUGGGGUACAUAGAUCAGAAUUGCUGUCACAACAUCUCUAGUACAAAAGAACAAAAUUUGAAGCCUACUAUUGUUCUUUGUUACAACAACGUUGCUUCUUCAAAUCCUACCAUGACGGCAGUGAAUGAAACACAGAUGGGAUUGAAUUAAACUUCCAGAGUGAGACGAUUGAAAGAAAACUGCACAGAUCAGUCCAUUUUGCCAAACCAGGAGACUCCCUCAAUAAUCAAGACGUGCAGAACUUCAUCUGCUGAAUUUAGCAACCUUACUCAAGUUGAUUAUAUGGGUCAGAACCAACACUCAGUGCCAACUGCCCUAAAUUAUACAAAGAAGGUCACUUACUCUAAGGGAAUACCUCAACAAACCCACCCAUCAGCAGUCCUCAAUGUUCAUGCAAUUCCUUUCCAGCCGGUUGCCUUAGAAUUCCAACAACAUUCUAUCCCCCAGAGCAAGCAACAAGGACCAUCUCUUAAGGACUUGAAGGCAAUGCAAAUUGAAACAGAAUCAAUUAAGGCAAACAGGGGAGGUCUUCAGGUUCAAAAUGGUAAAUCUCUUAAGGAAUUGAAAGCUUUGUCAAUGCAUAAGGAGGCUAUGCUUAAUAAGUCUACUGGCCAUCAACCAUUAAGCUUUUUUGACUUGAAUUUAACAUAUGAAUGCUCCAAACCUAUCAGUCUCAUUGACAUGCCUUUGUUGAUGACGGGAGGGGAUGAAUUGGACAGUAUAGGGGAAGAGAAAGCUGAGGUUUGUGAGGAGCAGAUUGAGAAUGAAAUUGAGGCGCAUGACUAUGUGGAAGAAGAGACUUUUCAAAAAGGAAAAAAAGGCAAAGGGAACAAGAAAGGUAAGAAGAAAUAUGGGGAUAACACCACCGAUAAGUAUGGCAAUAGCUCAAAUCCUCUGGCAAGUGGAAAAAAGAAGAAGAAAUAAUUAGGCUUCCUCGCAGAAAUCUGGUUUAAAGUUCGUUUUUGCUUUUUGUUGCAUGUUGAAUUUGGAGUCCUGCAAAUGUUUUUAAUCUGCAUUUUUGAUUAGAUUUUUAAUUCGGGUUUAUUUUUGGCCAGCUUGUGGGAUUAGGGCCAUCCCCUCCUUUUGUACUGCUUUUUUAUUCCUAAUAAACUCGGCAGGGGUUC
This is a messenger RNA of Cuscuta campestris, 1746 nucleotides long. The record is from the annotation of a GenBank genome assembly. Lineage: Eukaryota; Viridiplantae; Streptophyta; Magnoliopsida; Solanales; Convolvulaceae.